Theobroma umbraticum is the source of this 2763-nucleotide messenger RNA. RefSeq lists its product as uncharacterized. NCBI's taxonomy places the organism in Eukaryota, Viridiplantae, Streptophyta, Magnoliopsida, Malvales, Malvaceae. Gene Ontology annotation, biological process: regulation of asymmetric cell division. The record is from RefSeq and is a predicted model, not a curated record.
AAGAUCUCCUCUAACAAACUAACACGUGUACUGGAAAUCAUCGUCUCCUCUUCAUCAUCUUCACUGGAUUCGCAGCCACAGCUUCGACUUCCCCUUUAUCGUUUCUCUGCCGUUCUUUUACUACAAAAAGAAAAAUGAAAUAAUAACAAAUCUCCGGUGAAUAACCAUACGAACACUGAACUGUUUCCAGUUUUGACUCAAGAAGAGCGAGCUCAGGUUCUCCGACAUCUCUGCCAGCUUCAAACAGAAAAAAGAACAAGAGAGGCAAAGUCAAAAGAAAAGAGAGUUUGUUUUGGCUGUUGUUGUUGCUUCGGCUGCUGAUGCUGUUGGUUGGAAGGAAAUUUUGGAGUUUUCUUUUUAUUUUUAUUUUCUGGGAAAGUGAACAGGCAAAGCGGCGUUAUCGGUGUGGUUAAUACAGUCCGAAAAAUGGGGUGGGGAUAAUUAAUGCUAAAGCUGAGCCAAAUAAAUAAGGGGUUGUGGUGGGGGUAUCUCAAAAACCCUCUAAAAAAGAAAAAGAAAAAGGAAAAAGGCAAAGGAAAGAGAAAGAGAACGAGAAAGAGCCGUUUGUUUGCUUUGCUACAGCAAUUAAUGACAGAUAGUGAAGAUUGUUGACAGUUCAUGUAUUGAAUCACAGAAAGAAAGAAAGAAAGAAAGAAAAAAGAUCAUUAGUUUUUAGGUUAAGGCUGUUCGGUUCAUAUCAACCGUCGUCUACUCCUCUUUCAAUCUCAUGUUUUUCUAUGCUUGCCAAAAAGUUUGAAAGCAAUCAUGGAGGUGGAUAAUGAUUCCUUCUUGAGUAAUUUAGCUGCACAAUGUUUCUGACAGGGUGGAUCCAAACUGAUUAUGGUAGCUCUCAAAUGCCAUAUGGUGUAUGGUUGAAGAUAUCACUCUUAGUAAUCAAGAAGCCAACCAAUGUAAAACAUGAAACUUGAUAAUGAACAAGUGCUUUGUCAUUCAACUAUAGGCCACAAGAGUGACUCAAAGCCUUGUUCCUUCAUAGCUGACACCAAACCUUUUGAGAACAAAGACAAGCCUCUGGAUUCCACUGGAUUGAAUGCGGAAGGAGUUGUGAAGGAAAAUCAGAAUGGAGUUGUGCAUGAUAUAAAGGGAAAUGAUGGGCAUUCAGAUCCCUCACUAUAUCUAGAUAAUACAAGAGAUGGAUGGCCAGCAUCAAAACUUGAUUGUUCUAUUAGUGUAAAUGACUUUGCCAAUGGUAAUGAAAAGGAGGUCAGACAUUUUAUGACAUCAAAUUCUCACUCUUUGAAGAAUAUGGAUUCAUUUCAGAACUCAGUUUUUUAUUUAGACAAAAGUGUUAUGGAAUGUGAACUGCCUGAAUUGGUAGUUUGUUAUAAAGAGAGUACAUAUCAUGUUGUCAAGGACAUCUGUAUUGAUGAGGGAGUUCCAACACAGGACAAGUUCUUGUUUGAGACUGGCAUGGAUGAGAAGAUUGACUGUAACUUUCUGCCUUCUGAAAAGGAUCAAGAUAGUAAACUGAUGAAAGAAAAAUUGGAGACAGAUAUGUGCAUGCAAGAUGUUUCCAUGUCUCCAGAAGAAAAUCAAUCUGGCAAGGAUAUCGACAGUGAAUGUGGUUCUAAUAAAAAACUUGACACUGAUACAUGUAUGCAAGAUGUUUCUUUAUCUCUAGAAAAAAAUGAGUCUAACAAGGGAAUUCUGAAUCAAUGUGAUUCUAAGGAUUUGAUGCUGACUAGGGAAGUGAAAGAUGAUGCAAUGAAAAUGGUCACAGAUGAUGUCUCUAAAGAGUUGUUUACCCUCGGAGAGUUACUUUCAAUGCCAGAAUUGAGCAAAGUGAACCCUGAAGCCAUGUCUUCCGAUUGCAAAAGUGAUGGAAUUGAACAACAGUCUUUUCAGAGCUCAAGCGAAAAGGAAGUCAUGGUGCUGCCCCCCUUAGUUUCUGCGGUUGAAGAAUCAAAAAAUAGCAAUGAGGAGGCAAUUGUAUCUGUUCCUGCAUUGGUCUCUACAACUGAAGAAUUAGACAGUGGGAAAGGGGAAGCUAGCCUGAUCAGUCCUGCUCAGGUCUCUACUUCUGAGGAAUCAACCGGCAGCAGCCUUGUCAAUGAGGUGUCUUGUGAUAACAAACUGGAGACUGGAAGCAUAACAUUUAACUUCGAUUCUUCUGCACCAACAAGCAGCAAAGAUGAGUGUCACCACAAUCUUGACAGUGAACCUCUUGGGACCGGAAGUACACCCAAGCUUGAAGUUGCAGCUGAUCAGUCUAUUUCAAACAAUCUUCAACAAGGAAUUGGAGAGUCUAGUUUCUCUGCUGCAGGGCUGGUAACAGGUCUGAUAAGUUACUCUGGGCCAGUAGCAUAUUCUGGCAGUCUCUCUCUUAGAUCAGAUAGCAGCACAACGAGCACUCGUUCCUUUGCCUUCCCAAUAUUGCAGUCUGAAUGGAAUAGCAGUCCAGUAAGAAUGGCAAAAGCUGACCGGAGACAUUACCGGAAGCAUAAGGGUUGGAGGCAUGGCCUCCUUUGCUGUAGAUUCUGAAAUGUUCUAUUCUAUCCAUAGGUCAUACAUCACCAAAUUAAUUAUUUUUGCUUAGCAAGUUAUAUACAUCAUCUCCCUUUCCCUCGCUUGGCCUGUAAUGUGCAGUAGGUUUAGAGUGUCAUGCUUAGAGUUUUGAUCUCGUGCAUGCAAAUUUGAGCUGUAAGCAAUAUCUUAUAAUUUUCAUAUCAUUGUAGUAUUUCCUUUUUUGUUUUCACCUUGUUCAUAAUAUCAGCUUAUAUCAGAUAAAGAGAGUUCAUUAUU